Messenger RNA from Limulus polyphemus (Atlantic horseshoe crab), 1237 nucleotides. Its product is annotated as WD repeat domain phosphoinositide-interacting protein 4-like. Gene Ontology annotation, cellular component: phagophore assembly site membrane; cytosol; extrinsic component of membrane. Lineage: Eukaryota; Metazoa; Arthropoda; Merostomata; Xiphosura; Limulidae. The record is from RefSeq and is a predicted model, not a curated record. Gene Ontology annotation, biological process: nucleophagy; protein localization to phagophore assembly site; autophagy of mitochondrion. Gene Ontology annotation, molecular function: phosphatidylinositol-3-phosphate binding; phosphatidylinositol-3,5-bisphosphate binding; protein binding.
CAAAUCAUCUGUUGACGUGAGAAGAGUAAAGAUAAUGUUUUAAUUUAAGCGUAGGAUAUUUCGAACAGUUAAAUUUUGAAUUAUAUCAACAACAAAUUAUUUAAUUUGCUAGAAAAAUAAGAAGGGGUUUAAAAUGUAUGGCCAUAGUCAAGAAGCAGUAAUUGCUUUGAGUUUCAAUCAAGAUCAUGGGUGCUUUACUUGUUGUAUGGAAGAUGGAUUGAGGAUAUAUAACCUAGAACCAUUAUCAGAAAAAGCCCAUCUGGAUGUCUCUGUAGUUGGCAGUAUUGGUAUUUGUGAGAUGCUCCACAGGACUAACUUGUUGGCCAUAGUUGGUGGAGGUCGGCCUAAGUUUGCUGAAAACACUGUUUUGAUCUGGGAUGAUCUAAGUAAGAAGUUUGUGUUAGAAUUCACCUUUACUUCACCAGUUCUGGCAGUUUGCAUGAGAAGAGACAAACUUUUUAUGGUCUUGAAGACUGAAGUCCAUGUUUUUAGUUUUCCAAACAACCCAAAGAAACUGUUUACCUUUGAAACUAGAGAAAACCCCAAAGGUUUAUGUGAAGUUAGUCCUUUCGCAAGUUCUGAACGACAGCUGCUAGUAUUUCCGGGUCACAAAUGUGGUAGUAUACAAUUAGUGGAUCUGUCCACCACGGAACGUGGAAUGUCUAGUGCUCCUUUCACAAUAAGUGCUCAUCAGGCUGAAAUUGCUUGUAUUGCUGUUAAUCAACAAGGAACAAUGGUUGCUACUGCUUCAAAAAAGGGUACUCUAAUUAGGGUGUUUGACACUACAAAAAGAACCCAGUUAGUAGAGCUCAGGAGAGGAGCAGAUCCUGCAACACUUUACUGCAUAAACUUCAGUCAUGACUCAGAAUUCUUGUGUGUCUCCAGUGAUAAAGGCACUGUCCAUAUAUUUGCUCUAAAAAACACUCAUCUGAACCGACGGUCCACCUUUUCAAAAAUGGGAUUUCUGGGCCAAUAUGUCGAAUCUCAGUGGGCACUAGCUAACUUCACUGUGGCUGCUGAAUGUGCCUGUAUAUGUGCCUUUGGAUCAAAGUCUUCUGUAUAUGCUAUAUGCGUGGAUGGAACAUUCCACAAAUAUGUCUUUACCCAGGAAGGGAACUGUAACCGAGAGGCUUUUGAUGUAUAUCUGGAUGUCUGUGAAGACAGUGAUUUCUGAGUUAGUUAGUUAUGAUUUAAGUUUUGAAGUGAUUAGUACUGUUCUGUGUGUUUUUACUAAGUA